Messenger RNA from Pyrus x bretschneideri (Chinese white pear), 3241 nucleotides. Its product is annotated as RNA polymerase II C-terminal domain phosphatase-like 2. The transcript is spliced from 10 exons. The record is from RefSeq and is a predicted model, not a curated record. Bases 196 to 2739 code for a protein of 847 amino acids. Gene Ontology annotation, molecular function: RNA polymerase II CTD heptapeptide repeat phosphatase activity. NCBI's taxonomy places the organism in Eukaryota, Viridiplantae, Streptophyta, Magnoliopsida, Rosales, Rosaceae.
GGCAGAGAGAGGGAGAUGGAGAGAGAAAGUUAGAGAGAGAGAGAGAGAGAGGUCUGAGAGUAGUGAGAGAGGGGAGCAGAGAGCGAAACUGGAGAAUUACUCCCAAAUUUUUCACAGAAAACCCCCUGAUCUUUUCAACAAUUACGAAUUGGUCUCAAAUUUUCGCGCUUUCGUUCUCGGAUUUGAUCUAAAUUAAUGAGCCGUUUAGGGUUUAAGUCCGUGGUCUACCAUGGCGAGCUGUGUUUGGGGGAGCUGGACGCUAUUCCGGUGACGGAGGGGAGUUUCCAGUUCCCAAACAAUGAGAUUCGAAUCCACCGGAUUUCGCAGCAAAGCGAGAGGUGUCCUCCCCUCUCGAUUCUCCAGACGAUUUCUUCGUUUUCGGUUCGAUGCAAACUCGAAUCGUCCUCCCCUGUCGAACAGCCGCAUUUAAUCAAUCUCCACGCCUCCUGUUUCUAUGAGUUCAAGACGGCGACUGUGUUGGUUGGGGAGGAGGAGAUUCACUUGGUAGCCAUGCCGAGUAAGCAGAAGAAAUUUCCGUGCUUUUGGUGCUAUGCAGUUCCUCUAGGUCUGUACAGUGCUUCUCUAGGAAUGCUGAAUCUGAGGGUUCUUUCAAUUGUGUUUGAUCUCGAUGAGACGUUGAUUGUUGCCAACACCAUGAAGUCUUUUGAGGAUAGAGUUGAGACUUUACGAAGCUGGGUUACACGCGAGAGUGAUGGGGUUCGAAUAGCCGGAAUGUCUGCUGAAAUGAAGCGGUACAUGGACGAUAGAGGGCUGUUGAAGCAGUACAUAGAUAAUGAUUUCGUGACGGAUAACGGAAAGUUGUAUAAGGUACAACUGGAGGAGGUUCCUCCACUGUCUGAUAACCACGAGAAAAUUGUUCGGCCUAUCAUUAGAUUGCCAGAGAAGAACAUUGUGCUCACUCGCAUCAAUCCCGAGAAUCGCGAUACCAGUGUGCUUGUGCGGUUACGACCUGCAUGGGAAGAUUUGAGAAGUUAUUUAACUGCAAAAGGACGCAAGAGGUUUGAAGUUUACGUCUGUACUAUGGCUGAAAGAGAUUAUGCCUUAGAAAUGUGGAGGCUUCUUGACCCAGGGUCACACUUAAUAGGCUCAAAGCAGCUUCUGGACCGUGUUGUUUGUGUUAAAUCAGGCUCCAGGAAAUCUUUACUCAAUGUCUUCCAACAAGGAGUGUGCCAUCCAAAGAUGGCAAUGGUUAUUGAUGACCGUUCCAAGGUCUGGGAAGAUAAGGAUCAACCUCGAGUCCAUGUUGUUCCAGCAUUCACCCCUUAUUAUGCUCCUCAAGCAGAGACAGCUAGUGCAGUUCCAGUCCUCUGUAUAGCAAGAAAUGUUGCAUGCAAUGUCAGAGGUUGUUUUUUCAAAGAGUUUGAUGAAAUUUUGUUGCGAAGAAUUUCUGGAGUUUUUUAUGAAGAUGAGGUGGUAAAUUUGCCUCCUGCUCCUGAUGUGAGCAAUUACUUGAUGUCUGAGGAUACUGGUUUUGCACCAAAUGGAAAUGCUAAUGCUACCAUUGGUGAAGGAAUGAAUGGUAGCGAAGUGGAACGAAAAUUGAACCCAUGUGAUGAUAAGGGUAGCGUGGAGUCAGUGGUUCAACCUGUGAAAAAUGCCGAGUCAAGAUCUGACAACUCUCAAGCACCGGCUGCAAUUCUUCCCAAUGCUGCCAGUACAUCUUUGAGGCUGGUCUUGCCUUCUCAGAAACCUGGUCUGCUUGGACUUCCUGUUAGACGAGAUAGCUUUUCUGAUCGUGACCAUGAAAUGAGGAGAGGACUCCUUGGUACAACUCCUGGUCUAGAUAUAAGGAGUCAAAGCUAUGCUGAGCCCCCGCUUCUAUCUAGAGUGCCUGUACAACUGCCAGUAUCCUCAAUAAAUGCACAAGGAGGAUGGUUGGUUGAUGAUGACGACAACAAUAGAGGACAUCUGAGUAAUCGCCCUUCUGGGCUUGUUCAGCAGCCUGAUGUUUCAAAACCUGAAAAGCCAGUUUACCAGAAUCCUUUCGGUCCUGCUACACCAGGUUCGACACCCACUGGUUUGCUCUCACACAAAUCAGAUUUGAAGAGGGAAGAGAUAUCGUCUGGGUGUGAUUUGCAAAAUCUUCCUGUGCCAAGUCAGCCAUCAGAGGCUGGUGUAUCCCAGAUUCAGGCAUCUUCUUUGAAUAUAGAAUCUCAAACAGAAUCUGGUAAAGUGAACCUGGUACCAUCCCCUUUAUCUAUUGGAGUGCUGCAGGAAAUUGGACGGAGGUGCAGUUCAAAGAUUGAGUUCAGGUCUGUUUUAAGCACCAGCAAUGACUUGCAGUUUUCUGUUGAGGUUCUUUUCACUGGAGAGAAGAUAGGUUUUGGAAUGGGUAGGACGAGGAAGGAUGCUCAACAACAGGCUGCUGAGAAUGCCCUUCACAGCUUGGCUGAUAAAUAUGUAGCAUAUCUUGCACCUCGUUCUGGUGCUGUGGACAGAGAUUUAAAUAAAGGAAAUGAAAACGGAUUUCUAUUGGACAUGGUUGGUCCAAGAUCGGCUGAGCUGCUAAGGGAUGGAUUGCCUAAAGAAAGAACUUCAGAGGCUGCUGAAGUUGAACCUGGGAGUACUUUUACGGUGAGUCAGCAAGUUCUAAAGCGUGCCAGUUCCCCAAGAUUGAUAGAGUCGGUUGCAAAACGACCCAAGGAAGACAUAUUGAAUGGUUCACGAAGUUUAUCAUUUUCUCGGCAGCAGAAGAAUGGGGUUACAGACAAACAUUGACACGAGUCAUUUCAAUCUUGGCUCCUGCUAGCGCAUUCUUCCUCUCGGCGAGGUCCAGGUGGCUGCAUCUCUCCCCAACCUCCGAAGCUUUGUGAAAACUAAUGGAACAAGGAAGUGAAAGUAGAAAGACUGGCUUUUCAAGGCACAUGACUUGGGCAUCUUGUACAAUUCGGAAUAUAUUUACCCCUUUCGGAGAGCCAGUUUCAAUAUUGCCAACGCGGGUAUGUGUAAAUUUUGUUGGUGGAAAGCUGGGCAAAUUCUGUGUGUGUGUGUUUUUUUUUUCAUCUUGCCCCAUCUUUUCCUGCUUACAUAUUGAGGUUGGGGAUUGCAUCUCUGAGUAUAGUUCACAUUUUUCCCCUUGAAAAUUUUUACGUAGAUUUUACUGAUCAUAAGAUUGCAGCAUGGAACCUGAAAUUUAAGACCCAUCUUGUUCGCAAAACACAAUAAUUGUAUUAUCCCGUCAAAGUCCAUAAGUAAUUACAUUGUGUUGGUUCCUUUUCAA